Molecule: messenger RNA, 1044 nt
Organism: Bombyx mandarina (wild silkworm)
Lineage: Eukaryota; Metazoa; Arthropoda; Insecta; Lepidoptera; Bombycidae
Molecular function (GO): protein binding
Source: RefSeq, a predicted model, not a curated record
AACAAUUUGAAGAUGAAGUGGCUGGAGUCGCAGUGGUCAGAUGAAACCUGGACGAACACGGACACCGACGGCACGUCUGCCGUCUGCUUUGCGAUGGCCGUCAGAUGCGGGUACUUGAAACAGGUGCAAAGUAUGUUGGAGGAGCGGCCCGGUCUCAUUAACAUUGUCAACUCUAAUAAUGGAUAUACUCCGCUAGCUACUGCUGUCAGACAAGGAGAUAUAAACACGAUCCGCCUGCUUCUAUUGUCUGGUGCUGAUCUAGAGCAACCCUCGGCCGCAGGUCUGACCCCUCUCCACCUCGCUGUGCUCGCGGGGAACGUAGAGCUCACUGAACUGCUUAUUGAUAGAGGGGCUGAUUUUCAUGCUCGAGACUGGAAUGGGAGGCGCAUAGAACACUACGCAGUCGACUCGUGUGAUCUGGGUAUGAUCAGAUAUGUCUUCGACAAAGGAGGUGAUGUCUCCGUUGAGGACAACAAUGGCUGGACCCCGCUUUUUAGAGCGUUAUGUCAAGGAGCCAAAUCUAGCGUCAUCGAAGAACUGGUGGCGCGCGGCAGUGAUGUUAAUCUGAAGGACAGAGCCGGACUACCUCUCGCCUCCGUCGCUAAAAUACUCAAGAACAGAUAUGGUCAAAAUCGAGAUUCCAUCUUGCGUCUCGUAGAUUGCAACUAUCCUCACGAGAAGGCGCAGGCGAACUUCACUAGACUCACAAAAAAAGUUUACAGCAUCCACUCGAUGCUCAAGUUGCUUUGAACAAAGUUUCACAGGAAAGUUACUAAAAGGUGAAAGUGUGGAGUUUCUGAAGAAUCUUGACUUGAGUCAACUUUUACAUUCCAUAAUCUCAUUACAUAAGCGAUAAUUCCAUCGUAAUUCAAGGGGGACAGCUGAAGUUUACGAAGUAGCAAUAUAGACCUCUACUGUGAACAUGGACAAUUGAAACAACCCAGAAAAAGAGCUGACUACCUCUAAGCCUAUGUAUGUAUAUACUAAAGUAAAUAUGCUUGUAUUAUAUGUGAUUAUCAGGGAUAAUUAAAAUGAAAAUACAAU